GUUCAUCCCGAGACGGACAAGAUGGCGAAGUGAGUGGGUUGCGCUUUGAAGAGAAAGCAGCGACUCACAAAAAUUCUUCAACGUUAAAACGUCGGUUGCCUUGAUGUUCGUUCAAAUAAGCGGGAAAACGCAUCUUUAAGAAGAAAAAUCGCCCCUCAGAGCGAGGUGAAUCGAAGAGAGCGUCGAGGACAUCGACUCCUCCGUGUCCUUUCAGGCUAAGCUGCUAGUCAGCUAUUCGGGGAAUUGCUCAAGAGAAAAAACAGCCUCAACCUCAGGGGAAAUAGUCUUGUUUUUUUUUUUUACUUAAAUGUCGAGGCAGCAAAACUUAUAUUGAAACCGAUGUCCGUUAUCAUCUUCAUUUCGUCGUUGUGAGUUAAGGACACAGCUAGUAAGGAAGAGCCGUUUUUAGGCUAGCUAGCAUUGUUUCUACUGGACUGAAGAAGAGAGCUGCCUGAAAACCUCGCCCGUUUACACAGUUUCAGUGUACUUCUCGGAUUUUAGGACAUGGCCAGCAGCAGUGGCUCUAAAGCCGAGUUUAUAGUCGGUGGGAAAUACAAGCUCGUUCGUAAAAUCGGAUCUGGAUCCUUCGGUGACAUUUAUUUGGCAAUCAACAUCACAAAUGGAGAGGAGGUAGCUGUGAAAUUGGAAUCACAGAAAGCCAGACAUCCUCAACUCCUAUAUGAAAGCAAAUUGUACAAAAUUCUCCAGGGAGGAGUCGGGAUCCCACACAUCAGGUGGUAUGGCCAAGAAAAGGACUAUAAUGUCCUAGUCAUGGACCUGCUCGGCCCAAGUCUGGAAGAUCUCUUUAACUUCUGUUCGCGCAGAUUCACAAUGAAAACUGUCCUAAUGCUUGCAGAUCAGAUGAUCAGCAGAAUCGAGUAUGUGCACACAAAAAACUUCAUCCACAGAGAUAUCAAGCCAGACAACUUUUUAAUGGGUAUUGGCCGUCACUGUAAUAAGUUGUUCCUCAUCGAUUUUGGUCUGGCCAAGAAAUACAGAGACAACAGGACACGACAGCACAUACCCUACAGAGAAGACAAAAACCUCACAGGCACAGCUCGCUAUGCCAGCAUCAACGCACACUUGGGCAUCGAGCAGAGUCGUCGAGAUGACAUGGAGUCGCUAGGAUAUGUCCUGAUGUACUUCAACAGAACCAGCCUGCCUUGGCAGGGACUGAAGGCUGCCACAAAGAAACAGAAAUAUGAGAAGAUUAGUGAGAAAAAGAUGUCGACCCCUGUUGAGGUGUUGUGUAAGGGUUUCCCAGCAGAGUUUGCCAUGUACCUGAACUACUGUCGUGGGUUGCGGUUUGAAGAGGCGCCUGACUACAUGUACCUGCGUCAGCUUUUCCGCAUUCUUUUCAGGACUCUGAACCACCAGUAUGACUACACAUUUGACUGGACCAUGCUGAAGCAGAAAGCAGCACAGCAAGCGGCCUCCUCAGGGGGACAGGGGCAACAGGCACAAACCCCCACAGGUUUCUAAGCAUUAAGACAAUGUAAUGAAGCAGAGCAGAGUGGUCGUAGCAGGAUUUGCCUUCCAAUCACACCCCGGCAUCUAGGAUCAAAUUCACCAGAACCUGCCAGGCACUGUGGGCAACCUUUUUCCUGUUAAAGAACUUUCGUUCCAUAUACUAUAUAUGUAAUCGGUAUAUAUAGAUAAGAUGCUCCGCAUAUAUCUAUAUAUUGGUAUGUAUAUACUAUAUCCACACACAGAAGCAGGCUUGGUUUGGAGUUGGAAGCUGUAGCCUUUUCUAUUGUCCUGUCCCUUAAGACUUUUCGCCCCCUCCUUCUUUGAAACGGAAAACUGUAGAAAAUGGGGAUGUAAUUGCGCACAUGCCAAUGUUUUUCCCGAGUUUUCUCCAUCAGGAAAUCUGUUUGGGGUCCUUCCUGAAUUCUUGGUUGCCCAUCAGAGCAGUUUUGGCCCCCUUUUCCCCCUUGUCAUCGUCACAGAGUGUGGCACGAACCCAGACACUCUUCAGAAUGGAGACAUCCGAGACACAUUUUCAUCCUUUAAUUUUUUUAUUCUUCUUCCUUUCUUCAAACAAAGUGAAACAUCUGAGAUUAAACCUGAUUUUGUUUUUCGUUCUUUCUUUUUCUUUUGGUUUUGUUCCAAGUGUAUCCAAAUAAUUAAAAAGGCAAACAUUGGGUUUUGUUCUUUUUUUCUAAAAAGGUAAUUACGAUUCUGCCUGCUGAUAUGUGCUAGAGAGCUUCUAAUGUGAAGAUUAAAAACAUUCUAGUGACUACUAGGUUUCUCUUUAGAGCGCUGCAUUAACUAUAUUGUACUUGGUAUUCUGAAGUCUAAAAAAAAUAAAAUAAAUAAAAGAGUAAACUCC
Molecule: messenger RNA, 2332 nt
Organism: Danio rerio (zebrafish)
Lineage: Eukaryota; Metazoa; Chordata; Actinopteri; Cypriniformes; Danionidae
Gene: csnk1a1
Product: casein kinase 1, alpha 1
Molecular function (GO): kinase activity; transferase activity; protein serine/threonine kinase activity
Source: RefSeq, marked provisional